UUGUGUAAACAGCGACUAGCAGGAUCGCUGUAAAUUCCCUCGGCAGAUAAAAAGGACGGCACCUUAUAAUCAAAUGAAUUGAGAGACUAGAGAUAGUAAAGCCAACACCGAUUGUCAUGUUCAUCCUCCCUUGAAUGGCCUGAAAUGGUCACAUGACAGAUGGAGCAAAGAUAAGAUAAGACCAGUCGCUAUAAAUCUUAACAAGCUUCAAUCUUGGAUCAAACUCAUGACUGAGGACAGAACUGAGGCUUUCUGUCUUUUUCUUCCUUUAUUUUAAGAACGACUCAACAAAUAAAUACAAAUUAUAUCCAAAUAAAAGAAUGAUAUCCAAGGCUAGCCGAGGAAACACUUCUUCUUUUAUCCCCUUGUCUGUACAGGUCUUGUUGUCUUGGUGUGUGCGUACAGACCUGCACUUUGAGACAAAACAAGGAGACAUAUACCCCGCCCAUGCCAGCUCAUAAGUCAUACCGCUUCAAUAACUAUAUUGAUGGAGCGCCUCUUCGGAACUUCUCAUGCAAUAGAGCCGCAUCUUCUCGGAGAAAUGACCUCUCAAAGAGCAAUGGUGGCGCUGGCACUGGAUGCUGCAACAGUCUGCUCACUCAAAGAGGGAGUCAACUUCCAGAAGAACCCGGAGGACGGUAAAUGCUACAUCAUAUUCAAGAGCGACAAGGGCCUUAAAGCAUGCAAGAACCAAUGCAAACACCAAGGGGGCGUGUUCAUCAGGGACAUCGAAGACCUGGACGGCAGGACCGUUAAAUGCACCAAGCACAACUGGAAGUUAAACGUGUCAACAAUGAAAUAUGUGAAUCCACCAGACAGCUUCUUGCAGGACGAGCUCGAGGUAGAGCUGUUGGAUGAUGGGGGGCUUCAGUUGGUCGAGUUGAGCCCCAUCGACCCCUGGCUGGCUGACCCUCGAGAGCCUGUGGAGCUCCAGGGAGGAGAAGUGGAAGUAACGUACUUCACCCACGCCUGCAUGGAGCUGAAGCUGGGCCAGAGGCGGUUCAUGUUCGAUCCGUGGCUGAAGGGUCCUGCGUUCGCCAGAGGCUGGUGGCUUCUCCAUGAGCCUCCAGCAGACUCCCUGGACAGAAUGUGUGCAGCAGAUCUCAUCUACAUCAGCCAUAUGCACUCUGACCACCUCAGUUACCCAACACUGAAAGUCCUGUCGGAGCGGAGGCCAGAUAUCCCGAUUUAUGUUGGUGACACAUCGAGACCUGUCUUUUGGUAUUUGGAGCAAAGCCAAGUCAAGCUGACCAACAUCAACGUUGUUCCUUUUGGUGUCUGGAAAAAUAUUGACGAAGACCUGAGGUUCAUGAUCCUGAUGGAUGGAGUGCAUCCUGAAAUCGACACCUGCAUCAUUGUUGAAUAUAAAGGUCACGUGAUCCUGAACACUGUGGACUGCACCAGGCCAAACGGAGGCAGGUUACCACAGAAUGUGGACCUGAUGAUGAGCGACUUCGCUGGGGGGGCGUCUGGAUUCCCCAUGACCUUCUCCGGUGGGAAAUACAGUGAUUCCUGGAAGGCAUCGUUUAUCAAGAACGAAAGAAAGAAGCUGCUGAAUUACAAAGCUCUGCUGGUGAAGUCCCUGCAGCCGGCGAUCUACUGCCCCUUCGCUGGCUAUUUUGUGGAGGCUCAUCCGUCCGACAGAUACAUAAGGGAAACAAAUGUGAAGAACAGUUCCGAGGACCUCAAUGCGCUCAUCAAUAAGUUCUCACCAGACAUCAAGACAUGGACGCCUAGGCCAGGCGCCGUGCUGGACCUUGGACUGGCUCUGAGAGACCCCACUAACAGUGAAGCCAUCACCAAUCCACCAGCCAGUGCAAAGAUCUACAAGGACAGUUGGGAUUUGGACACGUAUGUGGAUGAACUGAACAGUGCGAUCAGCUGUGAGAUAUUUAAACAUCCCAGCUGGACCCAGUUGUAUUACACCUGGGCCGGCUUCCAAAACUACAACCUCGUUGUGCGGAUGAUUGAGACGGAUGAGAGCUUUGAGCCCCGUGCUGACGGCUGCGACUACUUGGUGGACUUUUUGGAUCUGUCGUUCCCCACAAAGAGACCCGACAGGGAGCACUCCUACAUCGAGAUUAAAAACCGGAUUGGGGUGAUAAGAUACGUGGUGCUGCACGGUCUUCUCUGGGAUGAUCUGUACAUCGGCUUCCAGAACCGCAUAAGACGAGAGCCGGAUGUCUACCACCACAAGUUCUGGAACCACUUCCAGACAGAGCUACCAGUUCGCGGGCCAGACUGGGACCAGUUCCUGCACCAGGAACCUGAACCACCGCUUGGGAGCCAGGGAGCCAAAUGUGUCGUGUCUUGAGAGACGGAUGAUUUGUCUUAUAUUACCAGUCUAGUUUUAUCUUUUAUUGUUACAGAAGAUAAUCAAUUAUAAUUGGGUGUGUGUGUAUGUGUUUGCGUGUUAGUUCACAAAACAAUCAGUGUUUAGUCAAACUAAAUUACUAAUCAUCAUGUAUGAUCAUUUUCAGGGAGAGAAGGAUUUUUUUUAUAAUUUAUUUUCCAAUGUGACCUGCAAAACGACUUAAUGUGGUGUUUUUUUAAAAGAUUAUAUUUGUCGUUUAUUCCUGCCUGUUGUCAUUUAAUGUGUCUAGUUGUAUCUAUUCAUAAUCAAUCAAUGUAUUCAGUUUCAGAAAUAAAUUGCCUUACUUGGUCCUCUCCUCUUCAUCA
Messenger RNA from Cyclopterus lumpus (lumpfish), 2679 nucleotides. It is a transcript of the gene cmah, whose product is annotated as cytidine monophospho-N-acetylneuraminic acid hydroxylase. The record is from RefSeq and is a predicted model, not a curated record. The coding region runs from base 488 to 2314 and encodes 608 amino acids. Gene Ontology annotation, molecular function: 2 iron, 2 sulfur cluster binding. The transcript is spliced from 15 exons. Lineage: Eukaryota; Metazoa; Chordata; Actinopteri; Perciformes; Cyclopteridae.